CCAUCUCUCACUGUUCAUCCUCUAUUUCCAAAUCAUUCUACACUCCAGCAUGAGCGGGGUGGAAGCUCUAGAUGCUAACCCCAACAAACAGGCGCUUCUGUCUUUCAAAUCCACAGUCUCUGACCCUCAAAAUGCUCUCUCAGGUUGGAACUUCACUUCAUCUCACUGCACUUGGUUUGGGGUCACUUGCACUAGGAACAGAACCACUGUCCAAUCUCUCCACCUGCCCGGACUUGGCCUUUCUGGUAUUAUACCUCCACACCUCUUCAACCUCACAUCUCUUCAAGUUUUAGAUCUUUCUAACAACUCCUUCCAAGGCCAGAUCCCUGCUGGGCUCUCUCAUUGUUAUAAUCUCAGAGAGAUCAAUUUAACGAGGAACCAACUUGUUGGCUCCCUUCCAUCUCAAUUAGGCCAUCUGUCUAGACUGAAAUUUAUGGAUGUGUAUGCCAACAAUCUUAGUGGUGCAAUCCCUCCAACUUUUGGAAAUCUCACCUCUCUUACCCAUCUAAACCUAGGAAGAAACAAUUUUCGUGGCGAAAUUCUAAAGGAGUUGGGUAAUCUCCAUAAUCUAGUUUCUCUUCGCCUUUCAGAGAACCAAUUUUCUGGCCAGAUACCGAAUUCACUUUAUAACAUUUCUUCUUUAUCUUUUCUGUCACUAACCCAAAAUCAUCUUGUUGGAAAACUACCAACUGAUAUGGGUCUUGCUCUCCCUAAUCUCAGGCAACUCUUGUUGGCUGAGAACAGCUUUGAAGGAUUGAUACCCAAUUCUUUAAACAAUGCUUCACAAAUUCAGGUCCUUGACCUCACUUCAAAUUUAUUUCAAGGGUCAAUUCCUUUCCUUGGGAACAUGAAUAAACUUAUCAUGCUAAAUCUAGGAACGAAUUAUCUCUCUUCCACCACAGAGCUGAAUCUUCAGGUAUUCAAUUCCCUCACAAACUGUACCCUAUUGGAAAGCCUCACUCUGGAUUCCAACAAACUAGCCGGCGACCUUCCAAGUUCAGUUGCAAAUCUGUCAGCCCAUCUGCAACAUUUUUGCAUUGGAAGCAAUCUCUUUACUGGGAAAUUACCCAGAGGAAUUGACAAGUUUCAGAGCCUCAUAUCCUUGACUAUGGAGAAAAAUCUUUUCACAGAUGAGUUGCCACAUUCUAUAGGAAGACUGAAUAAACUGCAGAGAAUUUCUGUCCACCAGAACAUGUUCUCAGGAGAAAUUCCUAAUAUCUUUGGGAAUCUUACACAAUUGUUUAUGCUCACACUGGGAUACAACCAGUUUUCUGGUAGAAUCCCUGUGAGUAUUGGAGAAUGCCAUCAAUUAAACACUCUGGGUCUGGCCGGGAACAGGCUCAAUGGCAGCAUACCAAGAGAGAUUUGUUCUCUCUCCGGUCUCAGUGAAUUGCGUUUAGCAAAAAAUGCUCUGCAUGGUUCUCUCCCCAUUGAAAUCGGUAGCCUGAAGCAGCUCUCCUUAUUGGAUGUUUCUGACAACCAGUUGUCCGGAAACAUCCCAGAAACAAUUGGUGCCUGCUUAAGUUUGCAAACUCUCAGCAUGGCAAGAAAUGAAAUAAUGGGCUCAAUACCGGAUAAAGUGGGCAAAUUAGUGGCACUGGAGAGCAUGGAUCUUUCUUCUAACAAUCUCUCUGGCCCAAUCCCUGAAGAUUUGGGGAGUCUGAAGGUUUUGCAAAGCUUAAAUUUGUCUUUCAAUGACUUGGAAGGACAAGUUCCGAGGAAUGGGGUGUUCAUUAAUCUUAGCUGGGAUUCUCUCCAAGGAAAUGAUAUGCUUUGUGGAAGUGACCAAGAGGUUGCAGGGAAGCUGAGACUCCAUACAUGUAGUACAAAGAAGAAGAAAAGCAAGCAUUUUGGACUCACCAUCAGCAUUGCAGUUGUGGGCUUCACUUUGUUAAUGUGUGUAAUCUUCUAUUCCAUAUGGGCAUUGGUCUACCGAAGAAGGAAAAAGAAGGGGACCAAGGAAAGUUUCUUUUCCCGUCCUUUCAAGGGGUUUCCUGAAAAGAUGUCUUAUUUUGAAAUCCGGCUAGCAACAAACAGUUUUGCAGCAGAAAAUUUGAUAGGAGAAGGAGGCUUCGGGUCUGUUUAUAAAGGAGUUCUCAGAACUGGUGAAGAUGGAGCCGGCACCACCCUUGCUAUAAAGGUCCUUGACCUGCAGCAGAGCAAAGCUUCUCAGAGUUUCUAUGCAGAAUGUGAAGCUCUGAGGAAUAUUCGGCAUCGGAACCUUGUGAAGGUUAUCACUUCAUGCUCUAGCAUUGAUCACACAGGAGGUGAAUUCAAGGCCUUGGUCAUGGAGUUCAUGUCUAACGGUAGUUUAUACAAUUGGUUGAACCCGGAAGACUCCCAAUCUAGGUCGAGUCUGACCUUAAUCCAGAGACUGAAUAUCGCCAUAGACGUGGCUUCUGCCAUGGAUUACCUGCACCAUGACUGUGACCCACCUAUAGUCCAUUGUGAUUUGAAACCUGGAAAUGUGCUUUUGGAUGAUGAUAUGGCUGCUCAUGUGGGAGACUUUGGAUUGGCAAGGUUUCUUUCUCAAAAUCCAUCACAGAGUGAAAGCAGCACAAUAGGACUAAAGGGCUCAAUUGGCUACAUUGCUCCAGAGUAUGGUUUGGGUGGAAAAGCUUCAACAAAUGGAGAUGUCUACAGUUUUGGAAUUCUGCUGCUUGAGAUAUUCACAGCAAGGAAGCCCACUGAUGAGAUCUUUCAGCAAGGUCUAAACCAGAAAAAGUAUGCAUUGGCAGUGCAAGCAAAUCAAGUUUCAGAAAUUGUUGAUCCUGGGAUUUUCAGUCAUUCUAAUUCUUCGGAGCUUAGCCCCUUUAUCAGUUCCUCUGGAAGCAGCAACCACAGCAGCACAAGCAGUACCAUCAGCGUCGGGCGAAAUAAAAAUGAAGAGCGCUUGGCAGCCAUAAUAAGAGUUGGUUUGUGUUGUGCCGAUCAUUCCCCUAGUGACCGUUUAACUAUGAGAGAAACUUUAACCAAGUUGCAAGAGAUAAGAAAAUUUCUGCUGGAGCUGUGAGGCUCUUCAUCCCUCCCAUUCUGUCUUCAAUAAUUAUCUUGCAGACAUAGUUUUAUUACAUAUUUGUCUGUUGUUGUAUGAAUGCUCUAAGUUUCUGGAGCUACAAUUUAAUCUGAUUGUGACUCUUUGAUG
This is a messenger RNA of Vitis riparia (riverbank grape), 3145 nucleotides long. RefSeq names its product probable LRR receptor-like serine/threonine-protein kinase At3g47570. The transcript is spliced from 2 exons. The record is from RefSeq and is a predicted model, not a curated record. NCBI's taxonomy places the organism in Eukaryota, Viridiplantae, Streptophyta, Magnoliopsida, Vitales, Vitaceae. Gene Ontology annotation, cellular component: plasma membrane. Gene Ontology annotation, biological process: hormone-mediated signaling pathway; protein phosphorylation. The coding region runs from base 50 to 3013 and encodes 987 amino acids. Gene Ontology annotation, molecular function: protein kinase activity; protein binding; ATP binding.